This is a messenger RNA of Babjeviella inositovora NRRL Y-12698, 1419 nucleotides long. RefSeq lists its product as uncharacterized. The coding region runs from base 38 to 1264 and encodes 408 amino acids. The record is from RefSeq and is a predicted model, not a curated record. The transcript has a single exon. Lineage: Eukaryota; Fungi; Ascomycota; Pichiomycetes; Serinales. Gene Ontology annotation, molecular function: translation release factor activity. Gene Ontology annotation, biological process: translational termination.
GCUUCAAAGACUGCCAGACUACCUUUGACCACCAGUAAUGUUCAUAACCCGAAACUUAAGCCCGUUUGUACGGGCUGUCUUCCGGGGCUUACCGAAAAAAACACCCGUGCGAUACUACUCCAUUCAAGAUGUCGUACUCGAGGAAUACGAAGAGCUCCAUCCGUCGCUUAUCAAACGUGCUAAAGACUUGGAGGUUGAAUUAUCCGAGCUUGAGAAAAAAAUCUCAGGCGGGUUGAACUUUGACGUGAAUAUUUCCAAAAAGUUUUCCAAGCUCGCGUCGACGAUUGAGAUAUACCAGAACUACGUGGACAUGCUAUCCAACGUCAAAGAGUUGAAGGAUAUUGUGAACGAGGCUAACCAGGACCCAGAAAUGGAGGAAGAAGCCAUUAAUGAGCUUCUCACUGCAAUUCCAGACCUUAUUGCUGCCUCUGCCAAGUUGAGAACCAGAUUAUUACCGGAACACCCGUUCGCAGAAAAGGCUAGCAUGCUCGAGUUCAGACCGGGUGUAGGGGGUUCCGAGGCGGCAAUUUUCACCGAGGAUCUCUUGAACAUGUACCAGUCAUAUGCCCACCACAACAACUGGAAGUCCGAGCUCAUCUCGCUUACUGAAGCACCUGGGGCUGGAAUCACCGAGGCAGUGCUCACGAUCAAUGAGGCCGGCUCCUUCGACAGACUUCGCUUCGAAUCGGGCGUGCACCGAGUGCAGAGAGUCCCAGACACCGAGAAACUGGGCAGAGUGCACACCUCCACCGCUGCGAUUGUGGUGUUACCGCAGAUGUCUGAUGAGAGAGACUUGGACAUCAAGGACAUGAUGGACACGCGUGAGUUCAAACCGGAAGAUAUCAAGAUCGAGACAAUGAGAUCCCGAGGCAAAGGAGGACAACACGUCAACACCACUGACUCCGCUGUGAGACUAACUCACUAUCCAUCGGGGAUUCUGGUCAUGAUGCAGACUGAGAGAUCACAACACCGAAACAAGGCCCGUGCUUUUGAGAUUCUACGCGCGCGGUUGGCAGAAAGGGAGCAGGCUGCGGCACUGGCUGCGGAAAAGAAGUUGCGAACGGACCAGGUCACCACCACCGACAGGUCUGACAAGAUCAGAACCUAUAACUACGUCCAGAACCGCAUCACUGACCACCGGUGUGGGUUCUCGCUCUUUGACUUGCCCAACGUUAUGAACGGAACCCGGUUGGACGAGAUGAUUGACGCCGUAGAGGCCAAGGAGACAGAAGAUCGGUGUAAUGCACUCACCAAGGAGAUGUAAUUGCUCCCGCUUUGGAACACUUGUAUAUAGAGAAAGAGCGGAGGGAUUAUGGAUAUUUAUUUGACGUAUUAAUUUCACAGAAACUAAAUGGAUUGAUACGGAUAUUUAUUUUAAUACAUAGGAUACUAAGAGAAGUCGUUACAGUUGGACUUUUU